GGGCCGCGCGAGGCGGCGCAGCGGCUGCGCGGCGGUGCAGGAUGCGGGCUGCAUGGGGCUGCUCUGGCUCCUCUCCUUCCUCCACUCCACCUUCUUCGGCGAUGAGGCCCUGGAGGAGCUGAAGAUGUCGGGCUCCAUCGCCUCGUACGACCAGCUGGUGCGGCAGGUGGAGGCGCUGAAGAAGGAGAACAGCCACCUCCGCCGCGAGCUGGAGGACAACUCCAACCACCUCUCCAAGCUGGAGAAUGAGACCUCCGACAUGAAGGAAGUGCUGAAGCACCUGCAGGGCAAGCUGGAGCAGGAGGCGCGGGUCAUGGUGUCCUCGGGGCAGACGGAGGUGCUGGACCAGCUGAAAGCGCUGCAGAUGGACAUCACCAGCCUCUACAACCUCAAGUUCCCGGCGGCCGCGCUGGCCGUGGAGCCGGCGGGCCCCGGGCGCAGCCCCCAGGAGAGCCCGCUGCACGCCGCCGCGGCCCGCGGCAAGGACGGCGCCGGGGAGCCGAGCCGGGCCACCACCCGCCUCCUGGAGGAGCUGGACCGCGAGAGGUGCUUCCUGCUGGGCGAGAUCGAGAAGGAGGAGAAGGAGAAGGGCUGGUACUACACGCAGCUGCAGAGCCUCUCCAAGCGCCUGGACGAGCUGCCCCACGUGGAGACGUUCUCCAUGCAGAUGGACCUCAUCCGGCAGCAGCUGGAGUUCGAGGCCCAGCACAUCCGCGCGCUGAUGGAGGAGCGCUUCGGCACGGCCGACGAGAUGGUGCAGCGAGCGCAGAUCCGGGCAUCCCGGCUGGAGCAGAUCGACAAGGAGCUCAUGGAGGCUCAGGACAAGGUGCAGCAGUCGGAGCCGCAGCUCUGCGGGAAGCUGCCGGGCAUGGAGGAGGACAGCAGCCUCGAGAUCCCGACCCACCCCGAAGACGGGGGCGGCAGCCUGGGCAACAGCAAGGUGGAGGUGGUCUUCUGGCUCCUGUCCAUGCUGGCGACGCGGGACAAGGACGACAUGUCCCGCACGCUGCUGGCCAUGUCCAGCUCGCAGGAGAGCUGCCUGGCCAUGCGCAAGUCGGGCUGCCUGCCCCUGCUCAUCCAGAUCCUGCACGACACGGACCGGGAGCCGGGGCCCCCCGAGAGCCCCGCUGGUGCCAAGGACGCCCGCAUGCGGGCCAACGCCGCCCUGCACAACAUCGUCUUCUCGCAGCCCGACGAGGGCCAGGCCAAGAAGGAGAUGCGGGUGCUGCACGUGCUGGAGCAGAUCCGCUCCUACUCGGAGACCUGCUGGGACUGGCUGCAGAUGCAGAGCCGCGACGGGGGCAAGGGCCCGGAGGGCGGUGCAGCACCGGUGCCCAUCGAGCCCCAGAUCUGCCAGGCCACCUGCGCCAUCAUGAAGCUCUCCUUCGACGAGGAGUACCGGCGCGCCAUGAACGAGCUGGGUGGGCUGCAGGCGGUGGCUGAGCUGCUGCAGGUGGACUACGAGAUGCACAAGAUGACGAGCGACCCGCUGAACCUGGCGCUGAGGCGCUACGCGGGGAUGGCCCUCACCAACCUCACCUUCGGCGACGUGGUCAACAAGGCAACGCUGUGCUCCCGCCGCGGCUGCAUGGAGGCCAUCGUGGCCCAGCUGGCCUCCGACAGCGAGGAGCUGCACCAGGUGGUGUCCAGCAUCCUGAGGAACCUCUCCUGGAGGGCCGACAUCAACAGCAAGAAGGUGCUGCGGGAGGUGGGCAGCGUCACGGGGCUGACGCAGUGCGCGCUGCACGCCGCCAAGGAGUCGACUCUCAAGAGCGUCCUCAGCGCGCUCUGGAACCUGUCGGCGCACAGCACGGAGAACAAAGCUGCCAUCUGCGUGGUGGAGGGGGCCCUGGGCUUCCUGGUGAGCACCCUCACCUACAAGUGCCAGAGCAACUCGCUGGCCAUCAUCGAGAGCGGGGGCGGCAUCCUCAGGAACGUGUCCAGCCUCAUCGCCACCCGCGAGGACUACAGGCAAGUGCUCCGGGACCACAACUGCCUGCAGACGCUGCUGCAGCACCUGCGCUCGCACAGCCUCACCAUCGUGAGCAACGCCUGCGGCACGCUCUGGAACCUCUCCGCCCGCAGCCCCAGGGACCAGGAGCUGCUCUGGGACCUGGGCGCCGUCAGCAUGCUGCGCAACCUCAUCCACUCCAAGCACAAGAUGAUCGCCAUGGGCAGCGCUGCCGCCCUCCGCAACCUGCUCACCAACCGGCCCCCCAAGUACAAGGAUGCCGCCGUCAUCUCCCCGGGCUCCUGCAUGCCCUCCCUCUACAUGAGGAAGCAGAAGGCUCUAGAGGCCGAGCUGGAUGCGAAGCACUUGGCCGAGACCUUUGACACCAUGGAGAAGCAGAGCCUGAAGAGCCAGAGCGUGAAGAAGCCGAUGCGGCACAUGGAGAGCCUCGUGAAGGACUACGCCUCCGACUCCGGCUGCUUUGAUGAUGACGAGGUGCCCAACGUCUCGACCGGAGUGGAGACAGGGAACGCCUCCGUCCUCUCCAUGUUCCUCAAUUCCUCCUUCCUCCAAGGCCAGGCCCUGCCCCGGGCUCUUACGCAGAGGAGGUGUCCGGAGCCGGAAAAGGACACGAGCAGCAAGCUGCCCGAGCCCAAGAGGCCACCGCUGCCAGAGGACGACGUUUCCCUGGCUGCAGAGAAGCUGGCCAACAAGAUCUCCAGCACGGUGGCCAAGAUCGACAAGCUGGUGGAAGACAUCUCCACCAUGCACACCUCCUCAGACGACAGCUUCAGCCUCAGCUCCGAGGACCACUGCCUGGACUGGCAGUACGGCGCCGAGGAGGCGCACGAGGCGCGUGCCCAGUCCUGCUCGCCGUGCCGCCUCUCGGACACCAGCGGCUUCGUGAAGCGGGAGACCCUGAGCCGGGCGCACACGCUGCUGCGGCUGAAGACAGCCUACACCAGCCUGUCCAACGACAGCCUCAACAGCGGCAGCACCAGCGACGGCUACUGCACCAAGGAGCACAUGAAGCCCUGCACCCGGGCCUCCUUCCUCGACUACCGCGAGGAGCUGCAGCGGUACCAGAAGCGGCCCAGCAGGCUCGACCUCAAGAACAUCCUCAGCAACAAGCCCGAGCGGAUCGAGCCACCCGCACUCAAGGCCAAAGACCCAGGGGAGCCGGAGAAGCCGGAGCAGAGAGACCUGCCCGAAAGAGCCAAGAAGACGGUGACUUUCCCCAGUCCCAAGGCACUGGACAAGGAGCCCGAAUGGAAGAAGGACGCAGGCAGCAAGCUUUCCUCCGACCCGCAGGUCCACACCAUCAAACUCUCCCCGUCCUACCAGCACAUCCCCCUGCUCGAGAGCCUGGCCAAGAGCAGCUCGGCCGCGAGCGCCGGGGGGCUGGCCAAUGCCGGCCACCACGCCUCGCUGCUGGGCAGAAAGCAAGCCUGGCUGCCCCCUGUGCUCCUGCAGACAGCCGAGACCCUCAGCAAGAUCCCGGAGAAGCUGUCUGCCCACCCGCCAGCCACGGCGGAGCAGGAGUCGGUGCAGAAGUACUCGGUGGAGGACACCCCGAUUUGCUUCUCCCGAUGCAGCUCGCUCUCCUCCCUCUCCUCGGCCGACAACGUGCUGGACGGGCAGAGCCACAGCGAGAACGACAUUGACAGCGACUCCUCCCUGGAGAUCAUCGAGAUGGAGGAAGGGGACGGGGAGCCUGAGGACGGGAGGCAGGAGAAGGAGAAGGCGGUGGAUCCGGGCCCAGCCACGCCAGCUGGGAUUUCCCAGCCCAUCACAAUCCCCUUCCAGAAGCGUGACAAGGUCUUCCUGCGGGAGUCAUCCCCGUCACGCCACGAGGACCUCACACCCUCGAGCUCCUCGGAGAACUACAUCCAGGAGACACCGCUGGUGAUGAGCCGGUGCAGCUCCGUCAGCUCCCUGGGCAGUUUCGAGAGCCCGUCCAUCGCCAGCUCCAUCCAGAGCGACCCUUGCAGCGAGAUGAUCAGCGGCACCAUCAGCCCCAGCGAGCUGCCCGACAGCCCCGGGCAGACCAUGCCGCCCAGCCGCAGCAAGACGCCCCUCUUCGAGCUGGGGUGCCAGCCGGAGAAGGAGACCAGCCAGUUCAACAUCCAGUGGGAGAACAACGUCAAGAAGUUCAUGGAGAUCACUGACUUCAAGGAGCGCUUCCAGCUGCCCCAGGACCUGGACUCCAUGGUCUACUUCACGGUGGAGAAGCCCAACGAGAACUUCUCCUGCGCGUCCAGCCUCAGCGCCCUGCCCCUCCACGAGCACUAUGUCCAGAAAGACGUGGAGCUCAAGCUGAUGCCCACCUUCCCGGAGAAGAACAGCUUGAACUUCGUGGCCCACGAGAAGCGGGAGGACAGGCGGGAGGAGCGGUACCUGGAGGGCAGGAGGAGGGCGGACCGCCCCGAGCCCAACUCCGACGACGACAUCGAGAUCCUCAAGGAGUGCAUCAACUCCGCCAUGCCCUCCCGCUUCCGCAAGGUGAAGACUUCCCUGCUCUCCGGCCAGGUGCUGCACCCGCAGACCAAGAAGGCCGUGCACGUGCCCGUCUACAUGCUGGUGCCGGCCCACGCGCACCCCGGCGUCCCCAAGCACCUGCGGGCCACCACCCGGGACCUCUUCAAGGACGACGACUCCUUCACCGACUCGGCGGACGGCACCCCCGUCAACUUCUCCAGCGCCGCCUCGCUCAGCGACGAGACCCUCCGCUACCCCGCCAAGGAGGAGGCCGAGCACCAGCGCGGCCCCGGGAAGAGGCCGGAGAGGAGAGAGGCGGCGGCGGCGCUGCCCGGGGGGCACCGGGAGCCGGGGAGCGCCAGCGGCACCGCGGGGAAGAGGUCCUCCUCCAGCAGCUCCACGCCGACCCGCGGGAGCUCAGCCUACAAGCCCAAGGCAGCGCCGAGCGGGGCCGGCCCGGCGCAGCCGAGCAGGGGCCAAGGCACGGAGGCAAAGCGGGGCCGGGCGCCCUCCAAGAGCGGCGCGAGCCUGGAGCGGGACGUGGGCAGGACCGGCAGCCCCGGGCCCCGUCCCGGCAGCGGCGCCGGGAGGAAGGAAGCUCCCCGCGAGGACGGCGGCCGCGGCGGGGUGGCCUUCCAGUCCCUGUGCCACACCACGCCGACGGAGGAGGCCGUCUACUGCUUCUACGAGCACGACUCCGACGAGCCGCCAGAGGCCGGGAGGGAUGCGCCGGGCGGGAGAGCCCAGCCCGGCCGGGCCCCGCGCAGGGAGCGCUGGAGCGGCUCCAGCUCCCGACCGGAGCCGGAGCCGAGCGCCCGGCAGGCGCCCGCCAAGGCGAAGGCGGCUGCCAAGCUGCAGCACAACCUCAUCGCCGACGAGACGCCGCCGUGCUACUCGCUCAGCUCCUCCAUGAGCUCCCUGAGCGACGCCGACCUCUCCGAGGGCGAGGGCCGGGCGCAGCCCCACGGCAAAGCCGCCCGGGCGCGGGCCGGCAAGGCGCCGGGGCAGGCGCGGGGCGGCUCCCCCAGCUCGCUCAGCCUCAACUCGGAGGACGACCUGCUGCAGAAGUGCAUCGGCUCGGCCAUGCCCAAGCGCCGGCGGCCCUCGGCGCGGCGGCGCACCGCCGAGCGCAAGCAGAAGCUCGCGGUCUCCGGCGCCAAGAGCGUCGGCGGGAGGGAGCGGAAGCCCGAGGCCAGGCAUCGCCCCGCCGAGGACGCCGGCUCCGACCGCGGCUCCGACCUGGACAGCGUGGAGUGGAAAGCCAUCCAGGAGGGCGCCAACUCCAUCGUCACCUGGCUGCACCAGGCCGCGGCGUCCCUGUCGCGGGAGCCGUCCUCCGAGUCGGACUCCAUCCUCUCCUUCGUGUCGGGGCUCUCGGUCGGCUCCACCCUGCAGCUCUCCCUGGAGAGGAAGGAGAAGAAACGGGCCGCCACGGGGGCCGGCCUGGAGGCCGAGAAGAGAGAGCACGGCAAGGGCUUUCCGGAGGGGAAGAAGGUGCCGGAGGCCAGGGCCGCGGGCAGCAGGAGCGCCGGGGCGGCCAGGAGCACGGCCCCGCCGAAGCCGAUGCCGAACCUGCCCGUGGUUUUCCGCGGCAGGACCGUGAUCUACAUGCCCAGCCUGGCCAAGGAGGCCCCCAGCCCGCGGGCCACCCCCAAGAAAAGCGCCGCGGCGAAGCCUGAGGCACCUGCCAAGAACCCGUCGCUGAGCCAGCAGCGGUCGCGGAGCCUGCACCGGCUGGGGAAGCCCUCGGAGCUGGGCGACCUGGCGCUGCCCAAGCGCAGCACCACGCCGCCCGCCCGCAUGGGCAAGGGGCCGCCGUCCUCGGGCUCCUCCCGCACCUCCACGCCGUCCCAGCCCGCCCCCAAGAAGCUGCCGUCGCCCUCCCAGCUGGCCAGGCCGGGCCCCGCGCCGGGGGGCAAGGCGGGCGGCAGCUCCCCGCCGCCGGGCGCCCCGGGCAAAGCGCCCAAGUCCCCGGCGGCCAAGCAGCACAAGACGCAGAAGUCCCCCGUGCGCAUCCCCUUCAUGCAGAAGCCCAGCAAGAAGGCGCUGCCGGGCCGGGGCGCGCUGCCGGCGCUGGAGGAGCAGGCGGGCAGUGCCAAGCUGCGCGGCGGCGGCGGCGGGCGAGGGGGGCCGGGGGCCGGGCGGCUCGACCUGGUGCGCGUGGCGUCGGCCCGCUCCAGCGGCAGCGACUCGGACCGCUCGGGCUUCCUGCGCCAGCUCACCUUCAUCAAGGAGUCGUCCAGCCUGCUGCUGCGGCACCGUGCCGAGCUGGCACCGGCCCCCGCCGCCUCCCCGCCGCCGCGCAGCCGCGCCGCCCUCCCCGCCGUCUUCCUCUGCUCGUCCCGCUGCGAGGAGCUCAAGGCGGCCAAGGCGGCGGCACCCGGCCCGCGGCCCCUCGGUGCCAGGGCUCAGCCCGGCGGCAGGGCGCCCGCCGGCCCCAAGCCGCCGCGCAGAACCAGCUCGGAGAGCCCGUCGCGGCUGCCGGUGAAGAGCGGUGCCGCCGCGCCCGAGCCCUUCAAGCGCUACUCGUCCUCGCCCAACAUCAGCGUGGGGGCCAGGAGGGCCGGCAGCCCUUCCUCCGUGCUCUCCGCCGCCUCCGAGGCCUCGGCGCCGCGACGGCAGCGGCGGCCCGAGGAGGGUCCCGCGGUGCCGGCGGAGAAGCCGCCGCCGCUGGUGAUGAAGGGCACCUGGCGGAGGAUCCGGGACGAAGACAUCCCGCACAUCCUCAAGAGCACGCUGCCGCCCUCGGCGCUGCCGCUGGCCAGCGCCGCGGAGGAGGAGGAGGAGGAGGAGGAGGAGGAGGCAGCGGCGGAGGCGAGCCCCGGCACCCCGAGGAAGACCAGCGAUGCCGUGGUGCAGACCGAGGACUUCGCCGCCGCCAAGACCAACUCCAGCACCUCGCCCACGCUGGAGAGCCGCACAGGGCCCGAGUGCGGCCGCGCUGCCGGCACCGGCGAGGGCCCGGCCCCCGCCAAGGGCCCCCUGCCCAUCUUCGGCCACGAGCCCGCGGCCGGCGGGAGCUUCCCCGGCAGCCGGCACGGCUCGCCCAGCCGAGCCGCCCGCGUCACCCCCUUCAACUACGUCCCCAGCCCCAUGGCCGUGGCCGUGGUGGCCGACAAGGCGGUGGAGAAAAUCCAGGCUUAAGCAGCUGCUGCAGAUAAACCACCUCCGCGCGGGUCCCCGCGCCGCCGGAGCGGGAGCAGCCCCCGGAGCCGAGCGCCGACCCCCUGCGCCCGGGAGCCGCCGUCCGCCUUCGGAGCCGGCCGGGACCGUUUCAACGGGGAAGGAGACGCAGGACGGCUGGAGAACGGCAAGUAACCCCGACCCGUUCCCCACCCCGCCUUUGGUUGUAUUUUCACGGAGUGCCACCGGAUCCGCCGCUGGAGGCCAGGCCGAGCCCGGGGACACCGGGACCGCGGCGGGUACCAGGAUGCUGGAGCAAGCGGGACGUUUCCAUGGCAGCGGCACCGCAUCCCUCUGCGGGAUGCAGUGAUGCUGGCGGAGGAGGUGGGUCCCUGCCGUGCUCCGGCCCCCGGCGGCUCCGGGGCAGAAGGUGACGCUCCCGGCUGCCCGCGGGCGAGGGGGGGUCCGUGCCCCGCUUGGGCCGAGCUGGGGGAGCGGGUCCGGCCGCGCUCGCUCCGGGACUGCGCCAAGCAAAGCCUUAACGCCUCACGGGGCUCCGCUGCAUGCUUCAGCUCUCGCAUCAGCACUAACACCCAGCUCCGCCACUAAUCAGCUAAUUUAUUAAAAAAUGGGGGGGAAUCAGGGGGGGGUCCCCCCGCCUUCCGCUUGGAAAUGCAGCUGGGGAUCGCGGCAGGGAGAGACGUCACGAGACAGAGCGUGCGGCCGUGGGGAGAGGCGUCCUGUGGGCGAUGCUGGGGGGCGGCGGCGACGCCAGGCCGGGGAGCGGGGUGCUGCCUGGGGAGGGGGCCGGGAUGCUGAGCCGGCUCCGGGGGUGCCCAGCUCCAGGGAAAGGGUCUGGGCCCCUCGCCCCAUCCGCACCGCCCCGAUCCCCGGGGAGGGGGGAAGAGCCCCAGCCCGCGGCGAGGGCCCCGGCACGUCCCCGCGGACACGGGUCCACCCAGGACUGGACUACGCCCGCGGCCCCGCACGGCCCCCACCCCGGCACGCCGAGCUCCGGGAAGCACGCGGGACCCCCGUGAUGGGGAUGGAGGGACCCGCACGCCUCGGUGUCCCCCUGCCCUGGGUGUCCCCGCUGCCCACCCCAGCGUCCCGGCUGCAGCCCGGGCUCUGGUGCCUGCGGGCAUCCCCGGGGCACUGCCUGGCUUUCUGCCCAUCGCCCGCGAGCGGUGCAGGGGCGACCGGGGGGGGGGACGUGCCUGUGCUGUGGGGACGCCCACGGGGGCUGCAAGGAAAUGCCAGGGGGGCUGUGGGGACACCCGUGGGGCCCCGGGACAUGCACAUCCGUGGGGGAGCUCUGCAAUGGGGCACGGACAGAUCCCAGCCCCGACCGGCACCGCGCUGGGGGACGCAGCACCGCGUGCGAGCGAGGACCAGAGGCCAAAGCCCCCGGGGAACCCGCCGCCCCCCUCCCCAACGCCGCGAUUCAGUGCCCGACCCGCGUAUCUGGCUGCAACGCUGCGUUCAGGCACCGGCCCCAUGGCCCCGCGGCCCCGUCCCCGUCUCUCCUCCGCGUCCCAGCGCCGGCGGCGGUUCUCCCCUGCGGAGAAACGCGCUGGGGUCUGCGGCGGCCCGUUGCCCGCUCCCGGUUCCUCCCCCAUCGCUGUAUGUAUGUACUAAGGAUGUUAUUUUACCAGGACUCUGGACAGUAUUAAAAAUUAAAAGCAAA
Molecule: messenger RNA, 9239 nt
Organism: Dromaius novaehollandiae (emu)
Lineage: Eukaryota; Metazoa; Chordata; Aves; Casuariiformes; Dromaiidae
Gene: APC2
Product: APC regulator of WNT signaling pathway 2
Exons: 15
Coding region: 53-7573 (2506 amino acids)
Biological process (GO): negative regulation of microtubule depolymerization; pattern specification process; cell migration
Cellular component (GO): catenin complex; cytoplasmic microtubule; beta-catenin destruction complex
Molecular function (GO): microtubule binding; beta-catenin binding; gamma-catenin binding
Source: RefSeq, a predicted model, not a curated record